AAUUAAAAUCAGAAGAAUAACUUUCUUCAGCCAUUCGCAUAUCUGAAUACAAAGCAACCCCCAGCCUCUUCAUCAAUAUGUUUUCAUCAUCAUAUUUGCAAGAAACCCUAAAUAAUAAAGCUUCAACAUUUCAUCAUGUUACUGGUGGUGGUGAUAUCCUCUCCGACUACAUGUCUCCCCUCAGCAAGAACGAUUUGCGACGGAUAUUCGAGAAGCUCGACAAGAACGGCGAUGGCUUUGUUAGCCUGGAGGAGCUCAACUGGUUGCUCCAGAGAAUCGGAUCAGUCCAGUUUAGCCUCCAAGAACUGGAGCCCUUAGUCGGAAAACCCUGCUUGAACUUCGACGACUUCUUGUUCUUUUACGAUUCUAUCUCCAACCCGACGACGAUGACGGCGACGAGUAAUCCUUCAACAUCGAGCGAUGAUGACGAGGAGGAAGAAUUGGUCGUACACGGUGGCGAUGGGGACGAAGACGGUGACCUGGCGGAGGCUUUCAAGGUGUUUGACUUGAACGGAGAUGGGUUCAUCUCAUGUGAGGAGCUUGAGAAGGUGUUGGGAAGACUUGGUUUGUGGGACGAAAAGAGUGGCAAAGAUUGCAGGGAAAUGAUUUGGUUUUACGACACCAACAUGGACGGCAUGGUUGAUUUUCAAGAAUUCAAACACAUGAUGUUGCACUCCGUUAAUUCUUAAUUUUUUCCAACAUAAAAAAAA
Hibiscus syriacus is the source of this 710-nucleotide messenger RNA. Its product is annotated as probable calcium-binding protein CML44. Gene Ontology annotation, molecular function: calcium ion binding. The transcript has a single exon. The record is from RefSeq and is a predicted model, not a curated record. NCBI's taxonomy places the organism in Eukaryota, Viridiplantae, Streptophyta, Magnoliopsida, Malvales, Malvaceae. The coding region runs from base 78 to 689 and encodes 203 amino acids.